Molecule: messenger RNA, 3005 nt
Organism: Epinephelus moara (kelp grouper)
Lineage: Eukaryota; Metazoa; Chordata; Actinopteri; Perciformes; Serranidae
Gene: stxbp4
Product: syntaxin binding protein 4
Exons: 22
Coding region: 1-2319 (772 amino acids)
Biological process (GO): insulin receptor signaling pathway; regulation of insulin secretion involved in cellular response to glucose stimulus
Cellular component (GO): cytoplasmic vesicle
Molecular function (GO): syntaxin binding
Source: RefSeq, a predicted model, not a curated record
AUGCCAUUACUCCCUCAGGACGCAGAUCGAUUCGAUAGGGUGUCUCUCCUCUACUGGACGAUCAUGGGCCCGCACGGCAUCAACCGACCUGUACAGAGGCUGGAGUUCUGUGACUGCAAGAAGGGACUGGGUGUGAAGAUAAUCGGGGGUUACCGAGAGCUGACAGGGGAAGAGUUUGGCAUCUACAUAAAGCGAGUGGUAGCUGGUGGGUUGGCAGCUCUGGAUGGGAGGCUUAAGUCAGGUGACCUGAUUUUAGAUGUCAAUAACAUCAGUCUGAUAGGAGUGACCAAUGAGAGGGCGGUGGAGAUCCUGAGGUCAGCCUCGCUCUCUAAUCACAUGUCCCUGCUGGUUGCCAGAGACGAUGAAUCCAGGAGGGAGUUUGCUGAGCUGAUGGAAAAGUACGGCUCCAAUAAUAUCACAGCUUCAGGACGAAUCUCUCCUACUCAGCUCUCCACAGGAAAGCUGACAGACACGGCCUCCUCCUCCUCCUCUUCCAGAUCAGAGAGCCCCCAGCUCCUCAGUCCUAAAGAGGGGGUCACCGCCUACACCCACGCCUCCUCUUACUCUGCCAACCCCCCCUACACUGUGCACACUCCCACGCACGCCUUCAGUGACAGUGUCAUUCAGUUGAUAUGCGUAUCCAAGGGAACAGGCCUGGGGCUCGUCAUCAAGGGCGGAGCUAACCGCGCAGAAGGACCAAUGGUGUUCAUUCAGGAAAUAGUGCCUGGAGGAGACUGCCAGAAGGAUGGCAGGCUGCAGAUCGGAGACCAGCUGGUGUCCAUCAACAAAGAGUCUCUGAUUGGAGUGACAUACGAGGAGGCCAGGAGCAUCCUGACACGCACCAAACUCAGACCAGACCCCACGGUGGAAAUCGCCUUCAUCCGGCGGCGGUCUUCCUCCAGCUCCAGCAGCGGGCCUCACAGCCCCAUCUCCAUGCAGGUGUCUGGCGGUGGAGGUGGGCCCCAGACGAGGCCCCCAGGGCUGGGGGCCAUGCCUCCUCAGCCUGCUGUGGUCACCAAAAUCACCUCCAGCAGAAACCCUGCCAGUGAGACUCUGCCGGCAGUCAACGUCAGCCAGGUGCGAGUGUCUCCAGUCAGAACAGAGCCGACACGUGUGUCCUCCCCACCAGAGAGCGACAGCAUCACUGAUACAAACCCUGAGCCGACCAGCAGUCAGCAGCCUCCUCACAGGAAGUGCUCCCUCGAUACCAGCUGUCGCCUCAAACUGGAGAGGAUGGAGCAGGCUCUGGAUCUGCUCGGUCUGAAGCCCACAGACGCUCAGCGGCAGGCGCUCAGGUCCAGACUACGAGCUGAUUCAGCAGGGACGGUGGCCUUCACAGAUUUUGAGAGCCUGAUCAGGGAGCUGUUUAAGCCUCAGCUGGAGGAGUUGACCGUCAGCCAGCCAGGGUCGAGGUUAACGUCUGAUGACCUGUACAGUUUGUUGGAGUCACUGACCAACGCACGGUCGUCGCAGUCAGACUCGGAGGACCUGGAGGAGAUGGAGAGGCUGAGGAAGGAGCACAUCGAGGCACUGAGGGAGAUCAAGAGGCUCCAGGAGCAGCUGGUCGAGUCUCAGAGAGUUCACCAUCAGAUGGAGGAGGAGCUCAGCAAAGUGAAACAGGAAGUAAAACUGGGAGCGGAGGAGAGUCGUGCUCUGAGGACUCGGAUCCAGCUGGCUGAGGCGGCUCAGAAGCAGGCGAGGGGGAUGGAGAUGGACUACGAGGAGGUGAUCCACCUGCUGGAGGCUGAGAUCGCUGAGCUGAAGACUCAGAGGGUGGAGCAGCCGGCGCCGACCAACAAGGAAGAGACGGAGGAGCUGAAGAAGAGAAUGGCCGUCCUGGAGUGUCAACUACGGAAGAGCGAAGCUGCCAAAAAGGGUUUUGAGAUGUCAACGGGAAAACUGCUGAGUUUUGUGGAGAACGUUCAAGAGUUCCUGCUUGAAAGCCACGGACCAACAAAGAGCUACAGCUCUGGAGACGUUAAAGUUGGAUCGUCAUCAUCGUCAAGCCUCCCCCCUCGCUACAAGAAGAGUCCCUGGACGGCGGCCACACUCGCCCAGGAGGCAAAAGAGCUCACAAGGACUGUCAGAGCCAUCCUGGAGGUCGACUGUCUGCCUUACGGCUGGGAGGAGGCCUACACUGCAGAUGGAGUCAAGUACUACAUCAAUCAUGUGACCCAGACGACAUCAUGGACCCUCCCUGUGACGAGCAGCGGCGCCACGCUGCCUCCCGCAGCUUCGGAGACCUCAGAGCUGGAGGGACAGAGAAACGGCGAGGUGACCGACCGGAGGCCCAGCCCGUCCAUUGAGACGGAGAUGUGAAAACCUGCAGCAGACUGUCCCGCCUGUCUGUCAUUAGUGUUACCAUAGCAACAUGACGUUUUUAUCUGUACACGUUUUCUGAAGGUCACAUUUUCCCAUAGCCCCAAUUAAAGUUAUAUAUAUUAAAAUGUUUAGUUUCAAACCCACAUAACUUUAUUUAAAUUAAAAGAAACAGUUUGACAUUUGGUAAAAAAAAAAUGGUUAUUUGCUUUAUUGCAGAUGUUUAGAUUGAUUCCAAUCUAACGUAUGUACAGCACGUACAUACGUAUGUAUGUAUGUUAGCUUAGCUUAGCAUAAAGAGCUAGCCUGACUCUGUCCAAACUUAAAUCCACCUAUCAGCAACCAGUCUUCAUGCUAAGGUAGGCUAACCAGUGGCUGGCUGUAGCUUCACAUUGGUAUUGAUGUUUAAUCAAAGUCUUUCCCAAGUUUUUCUAGAAAUAAAUAUGUCAGACUGAAUUUUGGGGAGGUGUGUCUAGAAUGAUGCCUGAGACAUUUAAAAUAUGUCCAUAAAUGUGUGUCUCUGUUGGACAGUGUCUUUGUUUUAACUGAAAAAACCUUCAGGGGAAAUUUGGUAAAAUAUAAAUCAGGAUUUACUGGUCUCUGGUUCUUUCCCUAGGAAGUAAUGUGGUUGUAAAGCUUCAGUCCCUUUAGGUCUACAAGUGAUAUUAAUUCAAAAUGUUUCUGAA